UAUUGCUUUCCAACUGUUUCUUGGGUCUUAAAUUUUGUUGUUUUCCUUUUUCUCUGCUGCUGUUUGGACAACUUGUUUUCUACUUAAAUGACCUGGUUUUGUUGCAAGAAUUAAGUUCUUUCAAUUAUCCAGAAAGAAAAGGAAGUCAUGACAUAUUUUGUUUAUUUGCAUGAUAUACGAGAGGAUAGCUCUUUACUUCCCUCAUUUCUUCUCUCGUAGUUAAUAAAAUCACCCAAGCAAUUUGGUUUUUACAUCUGUCCCCUUGCCUAAAGGAUGAUAUUUAAUGUCUGAAUUAAUGGAGUUGGUAUUAGGUAUAAUCUGAAACUUAUGUCUCCAAAUUAAAAAAAAAACCAUAGAAAAUUUCUUUCAAAAGUCAAUUUGUUAAAGCCUAAAGGAUUUUUUUUUUAAUUCCUUUUUUUGGGAUGAAAAAGAAAAAAGUGGACAAAGAAAGAGUGGAAGUCUUCCCACUAGGACGAUGUUCAUACUGUGAAAAUAAGUUGAUAAAAAUACCAGUUUACAAGCUGGGUGGGGACUGACUUUUAGAAAUUCAGAAACGUCAGACAUCCUGGAAAUGACCAUUGAACCAAGCCAACCACUUACUCUGUGGUCCUAACAAAAAAUAUAUGGAUUUCCAUAUUAUUAGGUAAGUGCUUCUACAUCAAAUCAAUCGAUAUGCUGUUUAUUCAGAAGGGAGGGGAACUUAACUGGUCUAAGGAUCCAAGGUUAAACUUGUGCAAGUUAGUACAGUGAAAUAGGUCAGAAGCAUCAAGCUAGAAGUCCGGAACUAACCAGGGUUUGCAAUUUAAUAAUGCAUAAGAAAGUGUGAACGAUUGCUCUUCCUUACAGACUAAUAAGGUUUCAAAAGUGCUGCAUCAGAACCGAUCAUUUUGCCUCAGCCGGUGUAGAUAGUGCAAUCAAGAAUAUAUGCAAGGAAUUGAAAAUUUGUUUUGAGAGGUCAUUUCAAAGAACAUUAAAUAUUUUUCAUUCAUAUAUUUUUUGUUUCGUUGGUCGUUCAACAUAGAAAAUUCUGUGGAUCAUUUUACAUCACGAGGGGAGUUCAAUUCCAACCAUACAAGAAAGCUUUGAUGGUGAACAAAAAGUGCAGUGAGAUAUGUGAAUUAUAGAGAUAGUUUGUGAUGAAAUUAAUAGGUUCACAUGGGAAAAGGCAUAGGAAGAAGGGAGAGGCAUUCAAGCCUCAUUUUUUUCCCUCUAUGGAAGGCCUUAUCAUACUUCUUUGCUUCUUUGUGAUGCCUCAUGUAAUUUUAUCUUCCAUAGUGGAUGCCAUAGAUACAACUCACUCCAUUAGAGAUGGGGAGACCAUAGUUUCAGCAAGUGAAAUCUUUGAACUUGGAUUCUUUAGCCCAGGUUCUACUGGCAAGCGAUACUUGGGAAUAUGGUACAAGAAAUCUGUCCAGACCGUUGUAUGGGUGGCCAACAGAGAAGUUCCCCUCAAUGAUUCAUCAGGUGUUGCAAAAGUUACCAGUCAGGGAAUUCUUCUCCUUCUGGAUGGUAAAGGCAUAACCAUUUGGUCUUCCCGCUCUUCAAGACCUGUGCAUAAUCCAGUUGCACAGCUGCUGGAUUCAGGUAACCUUGUUGUGAAAGACGAGAGGAACAAAAGCUUCAUAUGGCAGAGCUUUGAUCAUCCUUGUGAUACACUGCUACCAGGCAUGAAGAUGGGAAAGGACUUUGUUACGGGCCUAUAUUGUUAUCUAUCAUCAUGGAAAAGAUAUGAUGAUCCUGCUCCGGGAAAUUUCACAUUUGGACUUGAUAUUAAUGAUUUUCCAGAGUGGGUCUUGAAAGAAGGUUCCAUGGUGAGAUUUCGUUCUAAUGACAAAGAUGUAUACUACAGAUACAAUCAUGGCCUUCAAAAUAGCUCAAUUCUUACAAGGGUAGUGGUCAGUCAUAAUGGAGAUUUAAAGUAUUUCAAAUGGAUUGAUCAAACCCAGCGUUGGGUGCAUUAUCGUUCAGCACAAGAGGGUACUUGUGACUUUUUCGGAUUAUGUGGUGCAUAUGGUUUGUGCAAUGCUAAUAACUCCCCAGUUUGUACUUGCUUGAAUGGAUUUGUGCCAAAAGACAAAAAAGAAUGGGAUAAGAAACCAGGGUCAGGUGGGUGCAUUAGAACAACUGGACUGAACUGUUCUGGAGAUGUAUUUAAGGAGUUUCCCGGAGUAAGGUUUCCAGCCUCAGGAUUCGAAUUUAGCAGCACUAUGAACCUUGAGGAGUGCGAGAUCCAGUGUUCAAAGAACUGCUCGUGCACAGCUUAUGCUAAUUCGGAUAUAAGAUAUGGAGGAAGCGGGUGCCAGCUCUGGUUUGGUGAACUGAUUGAUAUUAAACAGUCAACUGGAAGAGGACAAUUAAUUUAUAUACGGAUGGCCGGCUCAGAACUAGAUAAAUCCACUGAGAAGAAAAAGAUGUGGAUUGUAGUCAGCUCUGUUUUGUUUACUGUCGUGGUCAUUGUAGGCAUAGCCCUGGUCCUUUUUGUUCGGAGGAAGAAACACCUGAAAAAGGGCUCAAUGGAAGGUCUUUCAGACAGUAGUUAUAAAUAUGAGAAUCAAAAGGAAGAUCUUGAGUUGCCAUUAUUCGAUUUUGCAACAAUUACUCGUGCAACCAACAACUUUUCUCCAAAGAAUAAACUUGGAGAAGGUGGUUUUGGAUCUGUCUACAAGGGUAUCUUGGAGGAUGGACAAGAAAUUGCCGUGAAGAGGCUGUCAAAGGGUUCUACACAAGGAGACAAUGAGUUCAAAAAUGAAGUUGAACAAAUUGCAAAAGUUCAGCACCGCAAUUUAGUGAAGCUUCUAGGGUGCUGCAUUCGAACAGAUGAAAAGGCGUUGAUAUAUGAAUUUAUGCCUAACAAAAGUCUGGACUGCUUUAUAUUUGAUGAAGCUCAAAGCAUGUCUUUGGAUUGGCCUAUGCGGUACCAUAUCAUUGAUGGGAUUGCUCGUGGGCUCCUUUAUCUUCAUCAAGAUUCCCGACAAAGAAUUAUACAUAGAGAUCUAAAGGCCGCUAAUAUUUUACUAGAUAAUGAAAUGAAUGCAAAAAUUUCAGACUUUGGUUUGGCUAGAAGUUUUGGGGAGAAACAAACUACAGCAGAUACAAGCAGGGUGGUGGGAACAUAUGGUUACAUGUCUCCAGAGUAUGCAAUUGAUGGGGUCUACUCGAUCAAGUCCGAUGUCUUUAGCUUUGGUGUUUUGCUACUAGAGAUAAUAAGUGGAAAAAGAAACAGAGGAUUCUUUCAUCCAGAUCACCAGCUUAACCUUGUUGGCUAUGCUUGGAGGUUAUUUACUGAGGGCAAAUCCUUGGAACUGGUUGCUGCACCAAUUAGUGACAGUCGGAACUCACAACAGAUUAUAAGGUCAAUUCAUGUAGGUCUAUUAUGCGUGCAACAAAGUCUGGAGGACAGGCCAACCAUGUCAAAUGUUGUGCUGAUGCUGAGUUCCGAAGAUCCAUUGCCUCAGCCAAAACAACCAGGUUUUUUCCAUGAGAGGAAUCUGGUUGAAUUUAGUUCUUCAUCAAGCGGUCAAAAACAAUUUUUGUCUAAUAAUUUCACUAUAACAGUAUUAGAUGCAAGAUUCUUCAUCCUCUCAAUGGAAGGCUUGGCCAUACUUCUUCUUUGCUCCUUUUUGUUUGCCAAUCUAACUGUAUCCACUGCGGUGGACACCUUGUAUGCAAUUCAAUUAAUUAGAGAUGGUGAGACAAUAGUUUCAGCAGGUGGAAGAUUUGAGCUAGGAUUCUUUAGUCCAGGUGAAACAAGGAAGAAAUAUUUGGGAAUAUGGUACAAGCAAAUACCUGUCAAGAGUAAGACUGCUGUAUGGGUGGCCAACAGAGAAGUGCCUAUCAACGAUUCAUCAGGUGUUCUGAAACUUAACAAAGUGGGGAUUCUCGUCCUUCUGAAUCAUGGUGGGAGCAUCAUUUGGUCUUCAAACUCAUCUAGGCCUGCUCGAAAUCCAGUUGCACUGCUCUUGGAUUCAGGAAACUUCAUUGUGAAAGAGGAAAAUGACAGUAAUCCUGAAAACUUCUUGUGGCAGAGCUUUGAUUAUCCAUGUGAUACGUUACUACAAGGCAUGAAGCUUGGAAGGAACUUAGUCACAGGCCUGGAUCGUUACCUGUCAUCCUGGAAGAGUCCUGAUGAUCCUUCUCCCGGUAAUUUUACAUAUCGGUUUGAGGUUGGUGGAUUUCCAGAACUUAUACUGAGAGAGGGUUCAGUUGUUCGAUUUCGUCCUGGCCCUUGGAACGGUCUGCGGUUUAGUGGCACACCUGAACUAAAACCAAACUCUUUUGUUACAGUUAUUGUUGUGAUCAAUGAGAAAGAGGUAUAUGAUGGCUAUGAGCUUCAUAGUAGCUCAGUUCUUUCAAGGAUGGUGUUAAGUCAGGAUGGACUUUGGGAGCGCCUCACAUGGACUGAUAGAACCCAAAGUUGGCAAGUUUAUGUUACAGUGCAAAUGGAUAUUUGUGACAAUUAUGCACUAUGUGGUGCAUAUGGUAGCUGCAAUGCAAGUAACACCCCAAAAUGCAGUUGCUUGGAAGGAUUCGUGCCAAAAUUUCCAAUAAAUUGGGACUCCAAAGAUUGGUCAAAUGGUUGUGUUAGAAAGACUCCAUUGAACUGCUCUACUGAUGGAUUUCUAAAGUAUUCUGGACUGAAGUUGCCAGAUUCGCGUCAAUCCUGGUUUAACUACAGUAUGAAUCUUAAUGAGUGCAAGAAGUUAUGCACAAGAAACUGCUCCUGCACAGCUUAUUCAAAUUUGGAUAUAAGAGAUGGAGGAAGUGGGUGCAUGCUUUGGUUCGUUGACCUGGUUGACAUUCAACAAUUCACUGAAAAUGGACAAGAAAUAUAUGUAAGGAUGGCUGCAUCAGAACUAGAUCAAAUAGAGAGUACCAAAUCCAAGGACAAGGACAGAAUGAGAAUUGCAUUCAUCUCUGUGUUGACUGCAGCACUGUUGAUCCUUGGCCUAUCCUUGUUCGUAUAUCUUAGGAGGAAGAGAUACCAUGAAAAACCUGGAAUGGUGACAUUUGUCCCUGAAAGCAGUUUCAAUGUUAAAAAUCAGAAGGAAGAUUUAGAGUUACCAUCAUUAGACUUUGCCAAAAUUGUUCUCGCAACCAAUAACUUUUCAAUGAAGAAUAAACUGGGUGAAGGCGGUUUUGGAUCUGUCUAUAAGGGGGUCUUGAAGGAUGGACUAGAAAUUGCUGUAAAGAGGCUAUUGAGAAGUUCUGGACAAGGACAUGAUGAGUUCAAGAAUGAAGUCAUGCACAUUGCAAAACUUCAGCACCGAAAUUUAGUGAAGAUUUUAGGGUGCUGUAUACAGGCGGAUGUAAAGAUGUUGAUCUAUGAAUUUAUGCCUAACAAAAGCCUGGACUUCUUUAUUUUUGAUGAAACUCACAGCAUGCCACUAGACUGGCCUACACGCUAUAACAUUAUCAACGGGAUUGCUCGCGGGCUUCUUUAUCUCCAUCAAGAUUCAAGACAAAGAAUAAUACAUAGAGAUUUGAAAGCUGGUAAUGUUUUAUUAGACAAUGAAAUGAAUCCCAAAAUUUCAGACUUUGGCCUAGCUAGAACUUUUGGAGAAAAGGAAACUGAGGCAAAUACAAAAAAAGUGGUGGGAACAUAUGGUUACAUGGCUCCUGAGUAUGCAAUUGAUGGUCUGUACUCCAUUAAGUCUGAUGUCUUUAGUUUUGGUGUAUUGGUGCUCGAAAUAGUAAGCGGGAAGCGAAACAGAGGAUUCUGUCAUCCAGAUCAUCAGCUGAAUCUUCUUGGGCAUGCAUGGAGACUGUCUGCUGAAGGAAAAUCCUUGGAGUUGAUCGCAUCGGCAAUUAGGGACACUUGCAAUCCUUCUGAAGUGUUAAGAUCAAUUCAUGUAGGCCUGUUAUGUGUGCAACAAAGUCCAGAAGAUAGACCAACCAUGUCUAAGGUAAUUCUAAUGUUGGGAAGUCAAGGGCCCUUGCCACUGCCUAAACAACCAGGUUUUUUCACUGAAAGGGAUUUAGUUGAAUCUAGUUCUUCAUCAACCAGCCACAAACUCUUAUCAUCUAAUGAUUUCACCAUUAGGAUGUCAGAGGCAAGAUAAUAAAACAAAAAAACUUUUGAAUGUUAAUUUUGCCUUCCUUAGUUUGCCCCUUAGAAAUGAUUGUUGCCAUUGAAGUGUAUUUACUGUCAUAUCAACCUGUUAGUUUCUUCCAGUGUGUUUUUCAUUUACAGGUUAUUGCUUGUAUCUCUUUUUGACUGUUAAAAGUCAAUUAGGUUAGCUAUUACAGAUCCAAAGAAAUUUCUAAUUUGAUGUUCUUGAACACUUACACAUUGACUUCAAUUGUAAUUUUCACUACCCAAUAGGAUUAUCUGCAGUUAUAUCUAUUUUUCCGUAAGUCAUUCAAGAAUAAGAGUACACUUGAUUGGAAUGGAUAGAUAGAGUUAUUUCCCAGCAAUUUAUUCGGUGCAUUAAUUUUGGAGAAAAGACAUUUACUUGAUUUUUUUGUGCACUUAAAUGGAACAUUUUUUUCAACACCUCAAUCUCACAGCAAACAAUACUUUAUAAGUUGGGUACGAAUUUUCAUAAAUAAUAUCACAAUGAUCAUCAGUCGGAUGAGAACUAAGUACUACAUUGUGAGUCACUUUUAGAAUCACGUGGGAGC
This is a messenger RNA of Durio zibethinus, 6621 nucleotides long. Its product is annotated as G-type lectin S-receptor-like serine/threonine-protein kinase At4g27290. NCBI's taxonomy places the organism in Eukaryota, Viridiplantae, Streptophyta, Magnoliopsida, Malvales, Malvaceae. The record is from RefSeq and is a predicted model, not a curated record. Gene Ontology annotation, cellular component: plasma membrane. Gene Ontology annotation, biological process: protein phosphorylation; recognition of pollen. Gene Ontology annotation, molecular function: ATP binding; protein serine/threonine kinase activity.